AUGUCCUCGAUCUCUAUCGGUCCAGACGACCGCCCGCAGUUCACACGCUUUAUCGAGAAUCAGUUCAAGACUACACUCAAGCCUCCGCCGAAGGACCUGACUUUCAAUGAGCAAACAGCAGUCAUUACUGGUAGUAAUGUUGGCAUCGGGCUCGAAUGUGCUCGGGUGAUGCUUGAACAUCAUAUCUCAUUCCUGAUCCUAGCCGUACGGAGUAAGGAGAAAGGCGAGACAGCCGCCAGACAAAUGCGCCAGAAGCAUGCUGGCGUCAAGAUAGAAGUUUGGCCGCUGGACAUGUUGGACUACGAUUCCUGUCGUGCCUUUGCAAAGCGUUGCAAUGAGCUACCUCGCCUGGAUAUCGCAAUCCUGAACGCUGGACUUGCAAAGACGGCCUGGAACAUUAAUGAUUCGACUGGUCACGAGGAAGUGUUUCAAGUCAACUAUCUCUCCACAGCGCUCCUCAGCUUGCUCCUGCUCCCAGUGCUAAAACAGACAGCAUUGAUACGAGAGCAGCCAAGCCGGCUAACAAUCGUAUCUUCGUUCCUGGGAUGUGUAGCCGCAUUCAAGAACCGCGAUAGUGUACCACUUUUGACCUCCUUCGAUCAGCUUGAUGGCAAGUUCGGCAUUGCAGAAAACCAAGAGCGCUAUGCGGUCAGCAAGACACUUUCGCUCAUGCUCACAUCUAAGCUAGGCGAAGUGAUUGAUCCGGCGGAAGUGAUCGUCAACGCAGUCGAGCCUGGCUAUACCAAAGGAACAGGGCUGCAGAGAGAAGUCAAGGGUGUGGUCUUCCACGUAAUACUUCGGCUUCUGGGACUUGCAGCUCGCAGCCCACAGCAAGCUGCGUGGACCUACAUCGAUGCGGUUGGCGUGCAAGGCAAGGAGAGCCAUGGCAGUUUCCUCAUGAACUUCAGGAAUAUGUCCUACCCGUCGAUGAUGUACGAGCAGGAGGGCAGGCAGGUCGUUGAAAGGCUUUGGGAAGAGACUUUAGACGAGCUGGACUUCGCGAAUGUCAAGGCAGUGGUGGGCGGGCCGGACAAGAAUAAGAGCUGA
Molecule: messenger RNA, 1047 nt
Organism: Recurvomyces mirabilis
Lineage: Eukaryota; Fungi; Ascomycota; Dothideomycetes; Mycosphaerellales; Teratosphaeriaceae
Exons: 2
Coding region: 1-1047 (348 amino acids)
Source: RefSeq, a predicted model, not a curated record